CUGCUGCCGGUGCCCCCCCUGCCCCUCUCCUUCUCCCUGCCGCUGGCGGCCCUGCCUCUUCCCGCCCGCCGUUCCGGCUGUGGCUGACAGGAUAUGUAACAUGACACUGAUAUUCUGGACAGUUUAUCAUAGGAGCCUCUGUGAAGCUGUUUUUUUGAAGUAAUGCCCAUAGAAAGUGGAAGUUGUGCAUCUGCUCGCCAAGCAAAGCAGAAACGUAAAUCGCACAGCCUUUCCAUCCGGAGGACCAACAGUUCUGAGCAGGAGCGGGCAGGACUGCAGAGAGACAUGCUGGAAGGGCAGGAUUCAAAACUACCCUCUUCUGUCCGGAAUACACUCCUUGAGCUUUUUGGACAAAUAGAACGGGAAUUUGAAAACCUGUAUAUUGAAAACUUGGAAUUACGCAGAGAGAUCGAUACGCUGAAUGAGCGCUUAGCAGGGGAAGGACAGACCAUUGAUGGAGCUGAGCUGAGCAAAGGACAACUGAAAACAAAAGCCAGUCACAGUACCAGUCAGCUUUCUCAGAAGUUGAAGACAACUUACAAGGCAUCUACUAGCAAGAUUGUAUCCAGUUUUAAAACUACAACAUCAAGGGCAAUCUGUCAACUGGUGAAGGAAUACGUUGGCCACAGGGAUGGUAUUUGGGAUGUCAGUGUCGCGAAAACUCAACCAGUGGUGUUGGGAACUGCAUCUGCUGAUCAUACUGCUUUGCUGUGGAGCAUAGAAACAGGGAAGUGCCUUGUCAAGUAUGUAGGGCAUGUUGGAUCAGUAAAUUCCAUAAAGUUUCAUCCAACUGAGCAAGUGGCUCUUACAGCAUCUGGAGACCAGACAGCUCACAUCUGGAGAUACAUUGUACAGUUGCCUACCCCUCAACCAACUGCAGACUGCAAUCAAAUGUCUGGAGAAGAUGAAGUGGAGAUCUCAGAUAAAGACGAACCUGAUGGAGAUGGAGAUGGUUCUAGUGAUUGUCCCACUGUCAGAGCUCCGUUAACUUCACUCAAAAGCCAUCAAGGAGUGGUCAUAGCAGCUGACUGGCUUGUUGGAGGGAAGCAAGCUGUGACAGCAUCAUGGGAUAGGACAGCAAAUCUGUAUGAUGUAGAGACUUCUGAACUUGUCCAUUCUCUUACAGGGCAUGACCAGGAGCUAACUCAUUGUUGUACGCAUCCCACCCAGCGGCUUGUGGUGACAUCAUCCCGUGACACCACCUUCCGCCUGUGGGAUUUCAGAGAUCCUUCUAUCCAUUCUGUGAAUGUCUUUCAGGGCCACACAGACACUGUGACAUCUGCAGUUUUCACUGUGGGAGACAAUGUUGUUUCUGGUAGUGAUGAUCGUACUGUAAAAGUCUGGGACUUGAAAAACAUGAGGUCUCCUAUAGCAACUAUUCGUACAGAUUCUGCAGUCAACAGGAUUAACGUCUGUGUUGGCCAGAGGAUCAUUGCCCUGCCCCACGACAACCGGCAGGUCCGGUUGUUUGACAUGUCCGGAGUGCGCCUGGCACGGCUGCCGCGCAGCAACAGACAGGGCCACAGAAGAAUGGUGUGCUGCUCGGCAUGGUGUGAGGACCACCCGAUCUGUAACCUCUUCACCUGUGGGUUUGAUCGCCAGGCUAUCGGGUGGAACAUCAACAUCCCUGCUUUGUUACAAGAGAAAUGAGAUGCUGGAGGAAUGGCUGCAGUUUCUGCUGCCAUGGACUGCUCUCCUUGGCAGACCUUCUCAAACAUUGGUCUGCUGUGGCUGUAAAAGCUCUUCCUUAGCGGAGACUUGAGCAGCUUUGUUCUUGUUCCCACAUUGUGCUGUUUGCAUGGGUUGUACAGAAAAUGUGAUUUUUUUAACAAUUAGUUUGUCUGGUGUAUGAACUUUUCUAUUCUGGCAUCCACUGGUCAGUGUGUUCCCUGUUGCAUAGAGCACAUAAAUGUUCGAAGUUAUUUAGCAUUGAAUAGCUGCACAGUAGGGCAUUAUGUCUGUGACAUGAAUGUGAAAGCUCUGUAAUUAAUGUGGGGUGCAUAGCAGUCUGUUACAUUUUCCCAUGACUAUACAUAUCUGCCUUGUGUUAAAAAGAACCUGCAGGGCUGUGACUUUGAAAUGAAGUGUGACUUUCACUAUGUCUGUGAUGGUAAACAUUUUCCUGUCUGCAUAUGAUUUGGAAUACCUUUUUAGUGCUGCAGUAUAGCGCAACUUCAACUCCAUUUUUAUUCCAGUUACUGGAGAAACAGUCGAACUGAGAAGGAAAAUGCAAGCAACUUGCAGUGAGUAAAGACUGCCAGGUUUAUUUGGAAAUCACUUUUGUACUUUUGAAAAAGAAAAGUAUUCAUUCUGCCCUCCUUAUAUAAAGUGACUCUAAAAUCUCGUGGUGUUUCCUACUAGCAAAGAUCCAGAGCAUUGGGAUUCUAAUCACUGAAAUCUAGUCAAGCAAAUUCUGAAGCACUUUAGUUUAUAGCUAUUGUUAUAAACCAUUUAUGAAAGUUUGACUCUACCAGUGAAUGUGAGCUGACCUUUGUAAGAAGGAUUGCUUCUUUUUGGUGACCUGCCCAAAAAGGAAAUAGUGUUUUUGAGGGUUGUUUGUUCUUUUCUUAAUUUUUUUUUAACCAUACCCAUAGUGAACAUACUUUGCUCUGGUGUGCAGUGCACUGAGCAUACUUUGCUUUGGUGUUCACUCCCCAUGGUUUUAUUUUGAGCCAGCAAUACAAAGUAAAUGAGUACUACCUCAGAAAUGAAUGUUGGUCAAGAUGCAUUGAAUCUCUCUGUAGCUUAGAAAAAAAGCACUUUUGGUCUGUGGCUGAAGUCCUGUCUUUGACAUGAGAGGAAAGACAACCAUACCAAAUGUGAUCCUUAGGAUAAUUAACACAUACAGCUAAUGGAGCAGUGUGAUCAAUGAACAUUGUCCGUCAUCUUUCCGUUCUCAGCCGUGGCAAGGGCAGCUCUGGUUCCUACUCUGUUCCAGAAGGGGUUAACUGACACAGAUCUCUCUGCUCCUUUCCAAAUGAUUUUAUUCUGGGGUUAGUCUUUGCUGUCCUUAACGUUUUUUUGGCACUGGCGGUAGGGUGUUUUAGCAAGGCUACCGAUUGUGUGAGAUGUCUUCAGAAGAACAAACCGACUGCUUCAGACGGCCACUGCUCUGUAGCUAAAAGGAGACAGUGCCCCUGUCUGACAUAGCACAGAGCCAGAGGAAGGCUGAGGGGAGCCAAGCAUGCACUCUUACAAUGGGAGUUUGGGGGAGGUCGGCAUUAGGUAAGUGUCAGGAACUUCUUAUCUCUUUAUUGUGGCUUUGUGAAGCUGUAGCUGUGCUCUUGUCCUCUGCAGCAUUGUUUAGAGUGACAUUAAGAUGUGUUAACUGUUCUAUUAACUAACAGAUAAUGGUAUUGGAGUGCAAUGGGAUGGGACUAAGAAUGCAUCCUUGAGGAAUUGUAGGGAAACUAGGGUCCUAGACUGGUUUUGAACUGUAACAUUGAAGAAGCUCAAGAUAAGGAAUGGAGGAUGUAUAUAGUAUCUUUAUAGUAAAGGGCAUCAUAAUAUAAUAGCUUGACCCCUUGUUUUUUUCUGUUGGUUUUUUUCCUCUCUUUUUUUUAAGAUACAAGAUAUAUACAGAAUUUUACUGAAGUAAUCUUAAAAUACCCACGGUAGCAAGGUUGCAGGGAGCAGCUGCAGAGUUUUAAGUCUUCUGACAACAAGGGUUACAGGAUGGUGUCAAAAGUUUAUUUUCACUGUUUUUUCCCCUAGGUUUUUAACUCAUGGGUAAAGCCAUUUGAUGUUGGAUUGCAAGUGUUAUUCUUUAACUUUUUGUUUUAGUUGGCAAUGGAGAGAACUUUAUACAGGUUGAUUUUGUUAAAAAAAGAUAAACAAGUCUCUCCAGCCUGGAGAAGCAGCUUCUGCAGCAUGGCCUUCAUGUGUCUUGAGCAAUGAGUGUCCUUUUAUUACCUGAGGUGGUGUGAAGGUCACUGGUUUUAGUCCUGCUAAGCUGUCCGUUGAAGCUUCUCUCACCCAUAUGUGACACAGUACUGAGAGACUUUAUGCAGUUUAACCAUCAGUGCUGCAAGCUCUUGAUAUCACCAGAGGGGCCAUCCUCUGGCACUGGGAGUGGGAUGCUUACAUGCUUUCACUUUGACAAAACCAACCAACCAAGGUGCUAGAGCCAUGUUCUGUGGAGCAGGCUAAUGCUGAAAUCAGCUAACACUUCACUAUCACUUAGCUUAAUUUCAUGUACUGUACCCAGGGUUAAGGGUCACUCUCCUUGGAAGAAAAUCCUAUGUGAGCAUGGCAGUGAAUGAUGCUGCACUGACCAGACACGUGGCAAACAUUUCAUGCCUUUGAGUGUUCUAAAGAGUGUUUUUCAGCUCUGAGCAAUGUCCAGCAUUUCAUAAAAGGAGGAGAGUUACAGUUUCAGUGUUGUGCAGAACUUCACAGAUCACUCAUCACUGGGCAAAAUCAAGCUUUUAUGUCUUUCUCAAGCAAUGCACAUCAGUUUUCACACUUUGUGUCUACGGUCAGAAAGAUCUGGAAUGAAACAUCUUUGUUGCCUAAAUCUGAAAACUACCUUUUUGGAAAUAACUUUCUAAGUUAUGUGGAACCACUUUUUAUUGUUCUGCUAAUUUGUUUUUAGAUGUAAAAUGUUUUUCUUCAUUAUGAUUCAGAAUGCAUUAAAACAUUCAACAAUU
Messenger RNA from Pogoniulus pusillus (Red-fronted tinkerbird), 4649 nucleotides. RefSeq names its product WD repeat domain 37 (gene WDR37). Gene Ontology annotation, molecular function: protein binding. Lineage: Eukaryota; Metazoa; Chordata; Aves; Piciformes; Lybiidae. The record is from RefSeq and is a predicted model, not a curated record. Bases 163 to 1650 code for a protein of 495 amino acids. The transcript has 15 exons.